This is a messenger RNA of Ailuropoda melanoleuca (giant panda), 1975 nucleotides long. RefSeq names its product Rho GDP dissociation inhibitor alpha (gene ARHGDIA). Lineage: Eukaryota; Metazoa; Chordata; Mammalia; Carnivora; Ursidae. Gene Ontology annotation, molecular function: Rho GDP-dissociation inhibitor activity; protein binding. The record is from RefSeq and is a predicted model, not a curated record. Bases 177 to 791 code for a protein of 204 amino acids. Gene Ontology annotation, cellular component: membrane; cytoplasm; cytosol. The transcript is spliced from 6 exons. Gene Ontology annotation, biological process: Rho protein signal transduction.
CGAGGCGCGCAUGCGCCCUCCGCCUCCCGCCCGGCGCGAGCGGAAGUCGCGUGACCCCGGAAGUGGCAGGCCGGGCGCGCGCGGGCGGGGCGGCGACGUUCGUCAUUCCGUGCGGGAGGGAGCGCGAGAGCGGCGCGGUCGAGCCUCCGGUGUGCCAGACCCAGGUAGAGGCGAGCAUGGCUGAGCAGGAGCCCACAGCUGAGCAGCUGGCACAGAUCGCGGCCGAGAACGAGGAGGAUGAACACUCGGUCAACUAUAAGCCCCCCGCCCAGAAGAGCAUCCAGGAGAUCCAGGAGCUGGACAAGGAUGAUGAGAGUCUGCGCAAGUACAAGGAGGCCCUGUUGGGCCGUGUAACUGUGUCUGCUGACCCCAACGUCCCCAAUGUUGUUGUGACCCGCCUGACCCUGGUGUGUAGCACGGCCCCGGGCCCCCUGGAGCUGGACCUGACAGGUGACCUGGAGAGCUUCAAGAAGCAGUCCUUUGUGCUGAAGGAGGGCGUGGAGUACCGGAUAAAAAUCUCUUUCCGAGUGAACCGGGAGAUUGUGUCUGGCAUGAAGUAUAUUCAGCACACGUAUCGGAAGGGCGUCAAGAUUGACAAGACCGACUACAUGGUGGGCAGCUAUGGGCCCCGGGCAGAGGAGUACGAGUUUCUGACCCCCACGGAGGAGGCGCCCAAGGGUAUGUUGGCUCGUGGCAGCUACAACAUCAAGUCCCGGUUCACAGACGACGACAAGACUGACCACCUGUCCUGGGAGUGGAACCUUACCAUCAAAAAGGAAUGGAAGGACUGAGCCCUGGCCUGGGAGGUGGGCUGGCCUUCGGACAGACAGUCGGACCUGUCUGACGUGCCCCACCCCUACCACCCCCACCCCAUCCCAUCCCAACCCCUUACCAAAGUGCUGACGGGUCUGCCCCCCUGGCCGACCCUACCCAUCCCUCCUGGCCCCGCCCCGCAGGCCCCAGCCUCCUCGGUGGUCUCACCUUGCUGCUUCUGCCUGUGCUGGGGGGGUAGAGGGGGGAGGGAGCCUCUAGGCCAGGCCUCCACCUCCCCUUCUGUACCCCUUCGGGUUCCUCCACCCAUCCUAACCCAUCCUGAGGCCCUGGGUUUUCUAAGGGAAUCUCAUGGGGUGCUCAGGUCCCUGCGGGCCUUUGCGGUUGCCCCGAAUCCUGUUCUUUCUCUUCUUCCGGGGUGGGGGUGGGGUGGGGUGCAUGAUUCGAGGCCUCUUGGGGGCCGGCCACCCUCCUGCUUUCACCUGUCCCCGGUCAGUUCAUUCAUCGCUGUCAGUAACUGUCUAACCAUGAUGCCUUAACAUGUGGAACGUGUGCUGUGGGGGCCGUCACUAACCUCUAACCCCCCCAUGUCUGCAUGAGCAUGUGGUCUCCCCCGGUCCCUGCCCCAUCCGCAGUCCCUGUGGCCCGGGGAGGUGUGUGGGAUGUGCUGCUGCUGCUCCCCUGGCUGCCAGGGCCUAGCCAGCCCCCUCCCCCGGCCAGGGCUGCGGGGACGGCUCCCGGGGCUGGGGGAAAGCCAAAUUGCCAAAACUGAACUUGCCUCCGUUCCCAUCUGGGAGGCCAGGUGUCCUCACGCCUCUGCCUUCUUCGUCCCAGUGGGCAGUGCCAGAGCCCACGGCCCCAGCAGACAACCCUCGGCGGACAAAGCCAGCGGCUGAGCCUUACUUGUCCCACUGGGCCUGCCGGCCUGGAGUCGUGUGCCUGGCCUGUCAGUAUUUAUUGCCUCCAUAUGUGCCGUCCUCUGGGCCCCCUGGCCUGCCACCUCUGCCCCCAGGCUCGGUGCCACCAUCCCCGGCAGGCCCUCCCCGGACCCAGCCAGGACAACUGUGGGACCAAGUGCGCACAGUCGGAGCCCUCCCCUGUGCCUCCCCUCCCUGCCUCCCCCGUUAGGCCCGGGGCCUAGAAUGUUCAGGAGCCUGACCCUGCUUCUCCUUUUCUGACCGGGAAAUAAAGUCCCCCAAAGGAG